UGCUUCCCAACAACACUGCUCUAUUAUAAUAAUCAUCCAAACUCGCACACACACACACACAUCAAGCCAAUUCAAUUUACAGUAACCAUUUUUUUUCUUGAAAACAAUGGCAGGUGAGGUAGGGGUGAAGAAGGAAGAGUCUCUGAACCUGAAAAUCACUAACAAGAGCCAUGUGAAGCCUGAGGAGAAGAUUGGGAAGAAGGAGUACCAGUUGGUGACUUUUGAUCUUCCCUAUUUGGCCUUCUACUACAACCAGAAGCUCUUGUUUUACAAAGGGGAGGACUUUGAGGGCAUGGUGCAGAAACUGAAAAUUGGACUUGGUGUUGUGCUGAAGGAGUUUCACCAGCUAGCUGGUAAGCUAGGGACAGAUGAAGAGGGGGUGUUCAGAGUGGAGUAUGAUGAUGACAUGCUUGGUGUGGAGGUUGUUGAAGCUGUUGCUGAUGAGAUUGGUGUGGAUGAUCUCACUGUGGCUGAAAGUACCAGCAAUUUGAAGGAGCUUAUACCCUAUAGUGGUAUCUUGAAUUUGGAAGGCAUGCAUAGACCCUUGCUUGCAGUUCAGUUAACGAAGCUGAAAGAUGGGCUUGCAAUGGGCCUAGCGUUCAACCACGCUGUCUUGGAUGGGACAUCCACGUGGCAGUUCAUGACCUCAUGGGCCGAGAUCUGCAGCGGCGCACCCUCCACAACAGCCCCACCCUUCCUGGACCGGACCAAGGCCCGGAACACGCGCGUGAAGCUGGACCUCUCGCUUCCCGAGCCCAACGGCCCACCCACUUCCAACGGCGAGGCAAAGCCCACGCCAGUACUAAGGGAAAAGAUCUUCAAAUUCUCCGAGUCCGCAAUCGACAAGAUCAAGUCAACGGUCAACGAGAACCCUCCAUCGGACGGUUCUAAACCAUUCUCAACAUUCCAAGCUCUUUCCUCCCACGUGUGGCGCCAUGUAAGCCAUGCACGUAACCUGAAGCCGGAGGACUACACCGUGUUCACCGUCUUUGCCGACUGCCGGAAGCGGGUCGACCCGCCGAUGCCAGAGACCUAUUUUGGAAACCUAAUCCAAGCUAUAUUUACCGUGACGGCGGUUGGACUGUUGUCAGCCCAUCCGCCGCAGUUUGGGGCUUCAUUGGUCCAGAAGGCCAUUGAAGCCCACAAUGCUAAGGCUAUUGACGAACGUAACAAAGAAUGGGAAAGUGCACCCAAGAUUUUUGAAUUCAAAGAUGCUGGGGUGAAUUGUGUGGCUGUGGGAAGUUCCCCUAGGUUUAAGGUCUAUGACAUUGAUUUUGGGUGGGGGAAGCCCGAAAUUGUGAGGAGUGGGACCAAUAACAAGUUUGAUGGGAUGAUUUAUUUGUACCCGGGGAAGAGUGGAGGGAGGAGCAUUGAUGUGGAACUAACCUUGGAGCCUGAGGCUAUGGGGAGGUUGGAGCAAGAUAAGGGUUUUCUUUUGGAAGCAUAAAGUUGCUAGAGUAAUGCAUGCAAUAAAAAAAAAAGUUUGGCUAGAAAAGACCCUUGAGCAAAUUUGCAAGUAGUACUACUUAGAUUGUUAAAGGGGUCGACUUUAAUUUCCACUUAUGAAUUCUCAUGUGAUUCAUGGAUGUUAUUUAAUUUAAUGUUGUGUUGUUUUAGAAUUUUAUAUAUAUUUUGAACCUACUAAUGUUUGUCCAA
Messenger RNA from Cajanus cajan (pigeon pea), 1656 nucleotides. It is a transcript of the gene PEL3, whose product is annotated as HXXXD-type acyl-transferase family protein. NCBI's taxonomy places the organism in Eukaryota, Viridiplantae, Streptophyta, Magnoliopsida, Fabales, Fabaceae. The record is from RefSeq and is a predicted model, not a curated record.